This is a messenger RNA of Hemibagrus wyckioides, 2432 nucleotides long. RefSeq names its product guanine nucleotide binding protein (G protein), beta 5a (gene gnb5a). The coding region runs from base 290 to 1351 and encodes 353 amino acids. Gene Ontology annotation, biological process: G protein-coupled dopamine receptor signaling pathway; G protein-coupled receptor signaling pathway. NCBI's taxonomy places the organism in Eukaryota, Metazoa, Chordata, Actinopteri, Siluriformes, Bagridae. Gene Ontology annotation, cellular component: cytoplasm; heterotrimeric G-protein complex. The record is from RefSeq and is a predicted model, not a curated record. The transcript has 11 exons. Gene Ontology annotation, molecular function: protein binding; signaling receptor complex adaptor activity.
CAAGCAACUGAAUCAGGAGUCAUGGUUGGUGGAGGAAAGACGGCUCUUUGAAUGCUCUUAUUGUAUUGAUUAUUCUGGGCGUUAAGGAGAGCGAGAGCGCCUCACAGGAUGCUGGAAACAGGGCAUCCUUCCCGUGACGUCACAUCAGCUGCAUCCGCCGCUCGCUCGCUCUAAUAUCCAUCCUGUCAUAUAGCUCAAUUUGGUCCUGUUCGGGAAAUAUACGAAAUACUACAACUGAUAUUAACGCACUUUGCUUCGGUGAACAUCUCAUCCAGAAGGUAAAAAAAAGAUGGCUGCCCAGGAAGUGCAGCCGAACGAAACCAUAGCAAAGCUGAAGUCCGAGUCCGAGACGCUGAAGACGAAGCUGGAAGAGGAGCGGGCCAAACUGCAUGAUGUGGAGCUGCACCAGGUGGCAGAGAAGGUGGAGGCUCUGGGCCAGUUCGUCAUGAAAACAAGGAGAACUCUGAAAGGACAUGGCAAUAAAGUGCUUUGCAUGGACUGGUGUAAAGACAAGAGGAGAAUUGUGAGCUCGUCCCAGGAUGGAAAGGUGAUUGUGUGGGAUGCGUUUACAACCAACAAGGAGCAUGCAGUGACCAUGCCAUGUACAUGGGUGAUGGCCUGUGCGUACGCCCCAUCUGGAUGUGCAGUAGCGUGUGGUGGACUUGACAACAAGUGUUCUGUGUACCCACUAUCUCUGGAUAAGAACGAGAACCUGGCAGCGAAGAAGAAGUCAGUGGCAAUGCACACCAAUUACUUGUCUGCCUGCAGCUUCACCAACUCAGACAUGCAGAUCCUGACAUCGAGUGGUGAUGGAACGUGUGCAUUGUGGGAUGUGGAAAGUGGGCAGCUGCUCCAGAGUUUCCAUGGUCAUGCAGCUGAUGUGCUUUGCCUGGACCUCGCUCCCUCUGAGACCGGCAACACCUUUGUCUCUGGGGGCUGUGAUAAGAAGGCAAAUGUAUGGGACAUGCGCACAGGACAAUGCAUCCAGUCAUUUGAAACCCAUGAGUCAGAUAUUAACAGUGUGCGAUACUAUCCAAGUGGAGAUGCAUUUGCCUCUGGAUCAGAUGAUGCUACUUGCCGUCUGUAUGACCUGAGGGCCGAUAGAGAAGUGGCCAUUUAUUCCAAGGAGAGCAUCAUAUUUGGAGCUUCCAGUGUAGACUUCUCUCUCAGUGGCAGACUACUGUUUGGUGGCUACAACGACUACACCAUCAAUGUGUGGGACGUUCUGAAGGGGACCCGCGUAUCCAUUUUGUUCGGACACGAGAACCGAGUCAGUACCCUCCGCGUCUCUCCAGACGGGACAGCGUUCUGCUCAGGGUCCUGGGACCACACUUUACGGGUCUGGGCUUGAACAGCUGGAUUCUCACUGGCAUUCACAUCAACAGCAACAUUCACUAGAACAACUAUUAACUUAAAGUGUUUGGAUUUGUAAGAAAUGCACAGUAGAGUAGAACAGGGUUGAAGAGAGACUGUAGUCUAUACAGACAAGAGCACAAAGUUUAUUAGGGUUGUUUUGUUCUGUUUCUUUCUUAUUUAUUUCUUUUUUUGAUAAAUACAGGACCAAAACUUGGCCAGAAACAUUAGCUUUAUCUGAAAUCCUAUACUAUGGGCAAGUUUAUCAAAGUAAAUACUUCUCAUUAAUAAAUGAAGUGCAUGCAAUUUAUAAACAACACUAUAAAUAAUGGGGAAUCACUCCACAUUACUACUGUCUGUGUUCAUACCUGUGUCAUCUGCUAUCUUCAACUAUGAGAGAAAUAAAGGAGCCAGAGCUGGAACAGAAUAAGUUUAUAUAUAAAUGUCAGCAAUUGUGAGGAAGUUUUCAUGUAUUUACAAUUUAAAGAGGCAGUUGCUUGUUUUUUUUUUUGUUUUUUUUUUUUAAUUAAUGUAUGUGAACCUAGUAAUGACUCAAUCGUGUUUAAAAUGGCAAGGUAAUCAAAGUUACAUGAAAUACAUGGAUUUCACCUACAUCUAUACCCUUCUCUCUUCUAUAGGACACUUUGUAUCCUUCAACACUGUACUAAUAACCAGCCCUCUUCUUAUAGACACCUGUAAUUGCCCUUUUUUUGUCUAAGCAAAUACUAUGUAAGUCAUUAAACAUAUCUAAAUUGCAAAUGUACUUCUGUCUUGUGAUAAUAUCUAUAAAACACAGAUGGUGAGAUGAACUGCACUUGCCGCUGUAUGGCUCUUUGUAGGAGGCUUGUGUGUUCAUUUCCAAUUUUAGAUGCUAGUCUGAAAUAGCAAAAGCAGAUUGUUAAUAUAAUAUGCAAACAAUCCCUACUCAGUUAUCAUGUGCUCUAUGACAUCUAAUAAUCUGAAGUAAUACUUGCACUAGAGGAACAGUUACUACUGUAGUGAAAUGUAUAUAUUUGUCCACAAUACUAAUAAUAGUGUCAUCAUUAUGGAUAAAUAAAUGGGUUUUACAUAUCGAGAAA